This is a messenger RNA of Hevea brasiliensis (rubber tree), 2094 nucleotides long. RefSeq names its product cell division cycle 20.1, cofactor of APC complex. Gene Ontology annotation, biological process: anaphase-promoting complex-dependent catabolic process; positive regulation of ubiquitin protein ligase activity; positive regulation of anaphase-promoting complex-dependent catabolic process. The coding region runs from base 306 to 1670 and encodes 454 amino acids. Gene Ontology annotation, cellular component: anaphase-promoting complex. Gene Ontology annotation, molecular function: protein binding; ubiquitin ligase activator activity; anaphase-promoting complex binding. The transcript is spliced from 7 exons. Lineage: Eukaryota; Viridiplantae; Streptophyta; Magnoliopsida; Malpighiales; Euphorbiaceae. The record is from RefSeq and is a predicted model, not a curated record.
UAUUUUCAUUUGAAACAAAUCUUGACGGCUUCUUUCUUCUUCUCAAAAUCUUGAAGGCACACCUCAUUCAACAAACUAAGCAAAUAAAAACCCUAAUGGAUUCCAAUACCUACAUGUUCACUUGACAAUUCACAAUCGUGUUUUCUGAAAGAAAAACAUCAAAGCGCACGAAGCACUCUCUGUCUCGCUGCUCUUUUAUCUUUUUAUAUCCAAUUCUCUUUCUUUUUGCAGGAAAAUUGGUUUCUCGGUUUGUAUUUGUCUUUGUUUUUUUUGGUUGAUUUGUUGGUAACUUGGUAUUUAUCAAAAUGGAUGCAGGGUCGUUAAAUUCUUCUUCAAAUUUGAAAGCACAAUCUAGAUUCUCGCUUCAAGAACAGCUCCUCCGAAGGAGUUCUAAAGAAAACUUGGAUAGAUUUAUUCCGAAUCGGUCAGCAAUGGAUUGGGACUAUGCCCAUUACAUGCUAACUGAGGGUAAGCAAGCAAAAGAGAACCCAGCAGUGAUCUCGCCAUCAAGAGAGGCCUACAGGAAGCGACUAGCAGAAGCUUUGCACCUGAACCGGACACGAAUACUAGCUUUUAAGGACAAGCCUCCUGCUCCUAUUGAAUUGAUCCCGCAGGAGAAUACUUCCCCAUCUCACCUCCAGGCUAAACCCACUAAGCCCCGCAGACACAUUCCACAGACUUCUGAGAGGACAUUGGAUGCCCCUGACCUUGUUGAUGAUUUCUACCUGAACUUGCUGGAUUGGGGCAGCAGCAAUGUUCUAGCUGUAGCUCUUGGAAACACAGUUUAUCUGUGGGAUGCUUCUGAUAGUUCUACCUCCGAACUUGUGACAAUUGAUAAUGAAAUUGGUCCUGUUACCAGUGUGAAUUGGGCUCCUGAUGGUCACCACAUUGCCAUUGGCUUGAACAAUUCUGAGGUCCAGUUAUGGGAUUCUGCUGCUAAUCGACAGCUAAGAACAUUGAGAGGUGGCCACAUAUCACGAGUUGGGUCGCUGGCAUGGAACAACCAUAUCCUUACUACUGGAGGAAUGGAUGGCCAAAUAAUUAAUAAUGAUGUGAGAAUUAGAUUACACAUUGUGGAGACUUAUAGAGGACACCAACAAGAGGUUUGUGGGCUUAAAUGGUCAGCUUCUGGCCAACAAUUGGCAAGUGGGGGCAAUGAUAACCUCGUUCACAUAUGGGAUAGGUCUGUGACAUCAUCAAAUGCAGCUUCACAAUGGCUUCAUAGGCUUGAGGACCAUACUUCUGCAGUGAAAGCUCUCGCCUGGUGUCCAUUCCAAGGAAAUCUGCUGGCCACUGGAGGAGGUGGUGGUGAUAGGUGCAUAAAGUUUUGGAAUACACACACCGGUGCCUGCUUGAACUCAGUAGACACUGGCUCUCAAGUCUGUUCUCUAUUGUGGAGCAAGAUUGAGAGGGAGCUGCUUAGCGCUCAUGGAUUUAACCAGAAUCAGCUCACUCUUUGGAAAUAUCCAUCAAUGGUGAAAAUGGCAGAACUCACUGGCCACACAUCUAGAAUACUUUUCAUGGCUCAGAGUCCAGAUGGUUGCUCUGUGGCAACGGCAGCUGGCGAUGAAACACUUAAAUUCUGGAAUGUUUUUGGGAUUCCAGAAGUGGCUAAACCUACUCCAAAAGCAAAUCCUGAGCCAUUUUCCCACCUGGCUCGCAUCCGAUGAUGAGGAUCAUGAGGAUAGAAGCUGGAUUCAUCGGAGUCUUGCGUCUCAAUACACCCUUGUUUUGUGUCUAGUGAUUCAGACAAGAACCAAACAAUGCACAGUCAGUUUCUUUUAGAGUAAAAUAAUUGCCGAGGCUAAAAUAGAAGUUUAAUAUCUUGCCUGUGUCUUCCAUUUCAACAAUUCGGUCUCAGGACAAGGCAGAAAGGUCUCAAAUCUCACCAUGUAGACGGGAUUGUAACAUGUAAAGUAACAUUGAAGAACCCUCGAACUUCAAUUUGGGUUUUGGGCAAGAGUGUAUGUACCAAGAAUACCUUGGUCUUUUGAUUUUUUUUCCCCCCUAAAAUGGAUCAUUCGCAGAAAGAAAAUGAAGCAGCACCAAGCCAAACAUGUUAAAUUAGGUUCUAUAAUUUAAUUUUGUUAUCAA